Messenger RNA from Thamnophis sirtalis, 1467 nucleotides. RefSeq names its product potassium voltage-gated channel subfamily A member 7 (gene KCNA7). Gene Ontology annotation, molecular function: delayed rectifier potassium channel activity; protein binding. Gene Ontology annotation, cellular component: voltage-gated potassium channel complex; membrane. The record is from RefSeq and is a predicted model, not a curated record. Lineage: Eukaryota; Metazoa; Chordata; Lepidosauria; Squamata; Natricidae. Gene Ontology annotation, biological process: action potential; protein homooligomerization; potassium ion transmembrane transport.
AUGGAGAAGCUAUUGCCACUGACUACAGGGGAAAGUGAGCCCAUCGUCCACUGUGGGGGACAUUCCCACAAGGACUGUUGUGAGCGGGUGGUGAUAAAUGUUUCUGGCCUACGAUUUGAGACCCAAGCAAAGACCUUGAAACAGUUCCCCGAUACUUUACUGGGUGAUCCUCUGCGGCGUUUGCAAUAUUACGAUCCAUUGCGUAAUGAGUACUUCUUUGAUCGCAACCGGCCUUCCUUUGACUCUAUUCUGUAUUAUUACCAAUCUGGAGGACGGCUUCGAAGGCCAAUCAAUGUCCCUCUUGAUGUUUUUUUGGAGGAACUCAAAUUCUAUCAGUUGGGUGAAGAAGCUCUCUCUAAAUUUCGUGAUGAUGAAGGAUUCAUCAAGGAAGAAGAGCAGCCCAUGCCUGAUCGAGAAUUCCUCAAACAAGUGUGGCUGCUCUUUGAACAUCCAGAGAGUUCUCAGGCUGCACGCAUCAUUGCCAUCAUUUCAGUUAUGGUCAUUCUUAUCUCCAUUGUGAUUUUUUGCCUGGAGACUUUACCUGAGUUUCGGGAUGAGACCGAUAUGUCCUUGCCGCUUGUGCACCAUCAUUUGAAUAGCAGUGUGCCGCAUAUAAUGCCACCAAAAUCUCAUUCUGAAGAUCCUUUCUUCAUUGUGGAAACCAUUUGCAUCUGUUGGUUCUCCUUUGAACUCCUGGUGCGAUUCCUAGCCUGCCCAAGUAAGCCAGCUUUCUUCAAGGAUAUCAUGAACAUGAUUGAUUUUAUAGCUAUCAUCCCUUACUUUGUUGCCCUUGGUACAGAGUUUGCACGCCAGCGUGGGGUAAGUCAACCUGCCAUGUCAUUGGCUAUCCUCAGAGUCAUCCGGUUGGUGAGAGUCUUUAGAAUCUUCAAACUCUCCAGACACUCCAAAGGAUUGCAAAUCCUAGGUCAGACACUUAAAGCCAGCAUGAGGGAACUGGGCUUGCUCAUCUUCUUCCUCUUCAUUGGAGUCAUUUUGUUCUCCAGUGCUGUCUAUUUUGCAGAAGCUGAUCAUGAACAAUCAAAUUUCUCCAGCAUCCCUGCUGCCUUCUGGUGGGCUGUGGUUACCAUGACGACUGUAGGAUAUGGUGACAUGUACCCUGAAACUAUUGGAGGCAAAAUUGUGGGGUCUCUUUGUGCCAUUGCUGGAGUACUCACUAUCUCACUUCCAGUACCUGUCAUUGUCUCCAACUUCAGCUACUUUUAUCACCGAGAAACUGAUUGUGAAGAUCAAGGUCAAUACACCCACAUUACAACAUGCCCAUAUACCCCACCACCAUCCCCAGAACUUGCUGCCAUCCAGAGAAAAGUUCAUAUUCAUGAGAAAGCUCUACAUAGAGAGAAACAUGGUGACAAAGAACUUACUGUACCCAAUUCAGAAUUUCUAGAUGGUAUGGUACCUAUAGGCAAUUCAGAAGCACCCAACAAACGUCUUGUGACCCAAGUUUGA